This is a messenger RNA of Hippopotamus amphibius kiboko, 3204 nucleotides long. RefSeq names its product SH3GL interacting endocytic adaptor 1 (gene SGIP1). The record is from RefSeq and is a predicted model, not a curated record. Bases 265 to 2619 code for a protein of 784 amino acids. Gene Ontology annotation, biological process: synaptic vesicle endocytosis; clathrin-dependent endocytosis; clathrin coat assembly. Gene Ontology annotation, cellular component: plasma membrane; clathrin-coated pit; clathrin-coated vesicle. The transcript has 23 exons. Lineage: Eukaryota; Metazoa; Chordata; Mammalia; Artiodactyla; Hippopotamidae.
GGCAGCGCAGGCGGUGCAGCUCGGCCGGCUUGCUGUUCCUCUCCUUUUCUCUCGCAGCAUCUUCCUGGGAGCUUGUAGGUGAAACAGCCCAGCAGCAUCCAUGGCCUAUCUUUGGGGUUAACACUUGUCUCCUUUGGCUUCAGCAGCGGACAGAGCAGAUCUCUCGGCGGCAGCAGCAUUGUGAGGACUAAGCUGGGACCUGGAAUCGUAUCCUCCUGUAUUUUUUCAGACUCUUUGGAAAUUAAGGAAUGCAAUUCUGCCACCAUGAUGGAAGGAUUGAAAAAACGUACAAGGAAGGCCUUUGGAAUACGGAAGAAAGAAAAGGACACUGAUUCCACAGGUUCACCAGAUAGAGAUGGAAUUAAGAAAAGCAAUGGGGCACCAAAUGGAUUUUAUGCGGAAAUUGAUUGGGAAAGAUAUAACUCGCCUGAGCUGGAUGAAGAAGGCUACAGCAUCAGACCUGAGGAACCCGGCUCUACCAAAGGAAAGCACUUUUACUCUUCCAGCGAAUCGGAAGAGGAAGAAGAAUCACACAAGAAGUUUAAUAUCAAGAUUAAGCCAUUGCAAGCUAAAGACAUUCUUAAGAACGCUGCAACUGUAGAUGAACUGAAGGCAUCAAUAGGCAACAUUGCACUUUCCCCAUCACCAGUGAGGAAAAGUCCGAGGCGCAGCCCGGGUGCAAUUAAAAGGAACUUAUCCAGUGAAGAAGUAGCAAGACCCAGGCGUUCCACACCAACUCCGGAACUCAUAAGCAAAAAACCUCCAGAUGACACCACGGCGCUUGCUCCCCUCUUUGGCCCACCGUUAGAAUCAGCUUUUGAUGAACAGAAGACAGAAAUUCUUUUAGAUCAGCCUGAGAUAUGGGGUUCAGGCCAACCAAUUAAUCCAAGCACGGAGUCGCCAAAGUUAACAAGGCCUUUUCCCACUGGAACACCUCCACCACUGCCUCCAAAAAACGUACCAGCCACCCCACCCCGAACAGGUUCCCCCUUAACAAUUGGACCAGGAAAUGACCAGUCAGCCACAGAGGUCAAAAUUGAAAAACUACCAUCAAUCAAUGACCUGGACAGCAUUUUUGGCCCAGUGUUGUCCCCCAAGUCCGUUGCUGUUAAUGCUGAAGAAAAGUGGGUCCAUUUUUCUGACACAUCCCCGGAACGUGUUACUCCAGAGUUGACUCCAAGGGAACAGGGGGUGUCCCCACCAGCUGCCUCAGACAACCCAGCUGACUCCCCACCUCCAGGCCCCCCGGGCCCUUCUGGCCCUCCAGGCCCCCCAGGGCCUCCGGGUCCUCCUCGCAAUGUACCAUCGCCACUCAAUUUAGAAGAAGUCCAGAAGAAAGUCGCUGAACAGACCUUCAUUAAAGACGAUUACUUAGAAACAAUCUCAUCUCCUAAAGAUUUUGGGUUGGGACAGAGAGCAACUCCGCCUCCCCCACCACCACCCACCUACAGGACUGUGGUUUCGUCCCCCGGACCUGGCUCAGGCAGUGGUACGGGGACCACCAGUGGUGCAUCAUCCCCUGCUCGGCCAGCCACCCCUUUGGUUCCUUGCAGCAGCACAACCCCACCUCCACCUCCUCCCCGGCCUCCAUCUCGGCCAAAGCUACCUCCAGGGAAGCCUGGAGUCGGAGAUGUGCCCCGACCUUUCAGCCCUCCCAUCCAUUCUUCCAGCCCUCCUCCGAUAGCACCCCUAGCCCGGGCUGAAAGCACUUCUUCAAUAUCGUCCACCAAUUCCUUGAGUGCAGCCACCACUCCCACAGUUGGUUCUUCCAGGGGACCCAGCCCCCUAACCAUGGGAGCCCAGGACACCCUCCCUGUUGCAGCAGCAUUUACAGAAACGGUCAAUGCCUACUUCAAAGGAGCAGAUCCAAGCAAAUGUAUCGUGAAGAUUACUGGAGAAAUGGUGUUGUCCUUUCCUGCCGGCAUCACCAGACACUUUGCCAACAACCCGUCGCCAGCUGCUCUGACUUUUCGGGUGAUAAAUUUCAGCAGGUUAGAACACGUCCUGCCAAAUCCCCAACUUCUCUGCUGUGAUAAUACCCAAAAUGAUGCCAAUACCAAGGAAUUCUGGGUAAACAUGCCAAAUUUGAUGACUCACUUAAAGAAAGUGUCAGAACAAAAACCCCAGGCUACAUAUUAUAAUGUGGACAUGCUCAAAUAUCAGGUGUCAGCCCAGGGCAUUCAGUCCACGCCUCUGAACCUGGCAGUGAACUGGCGAUGUGAGCUGGCAAGCACCGAUCUGCGCAUAGAUUACAAAUACAACACAGAUGCAAUGACAACGGCCGUGGCCCUCAACAAUGUGCAGUUCCUGGUCCCUGUAGAUGGAGGGGUAACCAAGCUCCAGGCUGUGCUCCCACCAGCAGUCUGGAAUGCUGAACAACAAAGAAUAUUGUGGAAGAUUCCUGAUAUUUCUCAGAAGUCAGAAAACGGAGGGGUGGGUUCUUUAUUGGCAAGAUUUCAGUUAUCUGAAGGCCCAAGCAAACCUUCCCCGUUGGUUGUGCAGUUUACAAGUGAAGGAAGCACCCUUUCUGGCUGUGACAUUGAACUUGUUGGAGCAGGGUAUAGAUUUUCACUCAUCAAGAAAAGGUUUGCCGCAGGAAAAUACUUGGCAGAUAACUAAUAAAAUCUUAUGCAAGGAUUUGGAAGAUUCUUAUAAUGGAGAACUAUUGUAUGAGAAACAGGUUUUAAUUUUGGUUUGAUGAAAACAAACCAAAAUCUGCACUUGGGAUUUAUCUGCUGGAAACGUCAAUGACUUUCAGCAAUGAUUUCCCUCACACAAUACUAUGAUGACCAGUCCCACAGUAUUUACUUCUAGGUGUACUAUUGUUAAUGGUUUUAAAAUGUAAUUAUUGUAUUUGUAAAUUGUAUUCAUUCCAGUAAGGCAGUUAGAUACUUGAGUUUUAGCAUUUUACCAUUCCUGAAAUGGAUGUAAUUUAAACUGUGGUAUGUAAAUUGAAUAGUAGUCCUGUUGAAUGGCACAAUGCUUACAGAGGUAGAUUGCAUUUUGUCAAUAUAUACCAUUUAAAUGUAAUAUUGAUAGCCGUCAUAAGGGGGCGCCACGCACAAAGAAGAUCCAGUGGAACCAGAAAAAAACUUCCUUUUCUUCAGUCCUUAGUAUGUUUUACUCUAGUGCUAAAUAAAAAUUCUAUCUUCAAGUGUUUAGUGGGUUAAAUUCAGAAACUAUUUCAGAAAAAAAAAAUUCUAA